AUGCGCCUCGACAACGACACAUCAAAACCGACGCGGUCCCCCUCACAGAGCUUCACAAAUGGGUCAUCACGCUCGACAGGGCCUAGAUCGCCCUUGGGGAGAGUUGCAAAUGGGGACUCGCAAGGACGUGCGGAGAGUCACGGCUCGCAUACGAACGGAAGCUCGACAGCAAAUGGCAGGCCAGUGCCAACAACAUACUUUGGGCACAACAGAGAUGAGGUUACUCGAAUUCUCAUUCAGAGUUUGACGGAUCUGGGGUAUCAUGAUGCAGCAGGAGCGCUUUGUAAAGAAAGUGGGUGCCAGCUGGAAGGGCCAACUGUGGCGUCAUUUCGCCGCUCGGUGCUCAACGGAGAUUGGGAGCUGGCAGAAGAGCUGUUGUUCGGAACCGUAGUACAUGACAACGGUGGUGGUGUAGGUCUGGAUGACUCGUAUCGCAAGUCUUGGGGCAAGACACGAUCAAGGGCGAACUCGCAACGUUCGGGAGGCCUCACGCUCGCCGAGGGCGCCAACAGAGACGAGAUGCUAUUCUGGAUGAAGCAACAAAAGUACCUCGAGCUCUUGGAACGGAGAGAUCUGGGCAACGCCCUCGCAGUUCUACGCCACGAGCUUACACCGCUGCACCAGGAUGUUGGGUGGCUGCAUGCGCUCUCAAGCCUUAUGAUGUGCCCAUCAGCAGAAGGUUUGAGACAUCAGUCGCAAUGGGAUGGCGCGCAGGGCGAGUCGCGAACACAACUGCUUUCUGAUCUAUCCAAGUCAAUAUCUCCCAGUGUGAUGAUCCCAGAACAUCGAUUGUCUGCACUUCUGAAUGAGGUCAAGGAUAUCUGGAUCAGCAAUUGCCGCUACCACAAUACCACCGACUCGCCCUCUCUCUAUCUCGACCACAACUGCGAACGAGAUAAUUUCCCUACCAAAGCAGUAUUGGACCUCAAAGACCAUACAGACGAGGUUUGGUACCUGAAGUACUCGAACGACGGUACAAAACUGGCAUCAACAAGUAAAGACACAACUAUCUUCAUCUACGAGACUUCGUCCUACAAGAUCCUGCACCAUCUUGAGGAUCAUCAAGAUUCGGGAGUGACGCAUCUGGCAUGGAGUCCAGACGAUUCUAAGAUCAUCACAUGCUGUGCGCAGCCAGAGAACUCUGCGCGGAUCUGGGAUGUGAAGACUGGCGCGUGCAUACUAUGCAUCAGUGACUUCACGUAUCCGUGUACGACAGCAGCAUGGGCGCCUGACGGUAGGCACGUGGUCAUUGGGUCGCAGGACGACAAGCUUGGAUGUGGUGUCUGGGAUCUGAGCGGUCGCCAAGUACACAACUUUUGCGAAGAUGGCUCAAAACUUCGCCCAAACGAUCUUGCGAUAUCCCCAAAUGGCGAACGUCUCGUUGUUGCGUCCGACCAUGCAAUCGCGGUCUACGAUUUCGCCAGCUACAAGAAGCUUGUCGAGUGGCACCCUGAGUCCAAGUCGACGAGCAUCACAAUCAGCCAAGAUUCGCGCCAUAUGUUGGUCAGCAUGAACCCGGAUAUGAUCGAGCUCAUGGAGAUUGAAAGCGCAGACUUGAUCCAGAAGUUUGAAGGGCACCAGCAGAAGCAGUUCAUUAUCCGCUCGGCAUUCGGCGGGGCAGAUGAGAACUUUGUUGUCAGCGGCAGUGAGAACUCGAAAAUUUACAUCUGGCGAUCUAACGGACUUCUUGUCGAAACUCUCGACGCCCAUCUUGGCUGCGUUAAUAGCAUUGCAUGGCAUCCCACAGAUCACAGCGUAUUUGCAUCAGCGGGCGACGACCACAAAGUCAGGAUCUGGAAACCUAGUCGGGCGCCCAUUAUGGAGAUCAGCCGCAGCGGUUCUAACGGCUACGGAAGGUAA
Molecule: messenger RNA, 1860 nt
Organism: Didymella exigua CBS 183.55
Lineage: Eukaryota; Fungi; Ascomycota; Dothideomycetes; Pleosporales; Didymellaceae
Product: WD40 repeat-like protein
Exons: 4
Coding region: 1-1860 (619 amino acids)
Biological process (GO): proteasome-mediated ubiquitin-dependent protein catabolic process
Cellular component (GO): GID complex
Molecular function (GO): protein binding
Source: RefSeq, a predicted model, not a curated record